UGAAGACUAAAGCUGCUUCUCCAAUAGAGCUUCCGGAUCACACUCGUAGGCGAUGUCAUGGCAACGUUGGUUAGGUAAUGCCUAGAAACACGUCAUCGGGUCUAACGGUCGUCUCGCGUCGAACUGCGCAUGUGCAGGCUGUCAAAAUCAAAGGCACUCCUUCGAUUAUAAAGUUGUUUUUUUGACGAAAAUGAAAACGUGUCAGUUUGUCACUCUCACGAGUCUGGAGCAAUACCAAAUUCAACUACUUAAGACAUUGGCUCAAAUUUAGUUUAUGCCUUCAGAUUUCGAGAAAAUUAACAAAUGAAGAGAUAAUUGUUCACUUCUCAAACCAAAGGCCUGGCCUGUUUUGCAAGUGUUCCCGGAUGUCGCACGUCUGGGUUUAGAAACUCUGUGCGUAAAUGUUACAUUCUGGUGCAUACCGCUUUUUACUAGCUAGCUGACGAAGUUUUCAGAAAUAUUUCUCAACAGAUAUAGGAAGUCUUUUUUUUGUCUCGAAUUUCAUUCAAACAUAAUGGAGGCCAAGGGAUUUGCUGUAGUCCACCACCAGUAAAGGUACAGGGUUAGCUAGCCUUUCAGGCUAGGUCAACUAAAUAGCUAGCUAACGCAGCUGCAAACUGCACUGGCUUAACCUAGCUUGCUAGCUAGCGAAAGAACAGGUAACUAGGUAUAUAGCAAAUGUUAGCUGGAUCUCCAAAUACGAUGUAGGCGUUUGCAGCCACUUAGCUAACUUAUAUUUGGCAAAUGAUAAUAGCUAGGUAUCAAGUUAGCUUGCUCACAUCAGUUGUAUGGUCCAUGUAUUCAUUGAUGCAAAAUGGAUGUUGUCGUUAAGCUAGAGGAAGAUGAGAGGGAGCUAUCCCAAACAAUAAUUUGGUCUGAUUCGAUGAAUGCCUGUAUAGAUUACCCAAGUUCUCCAUUGUCGACAAACACAGUAAUAGGUUCCCAUGUGGGUUUACUGAAAGAGCGUACAUAUGUACCUACCAUAAAUCCCCAAACAACAAGUCAAGGGCAGAUUUUACGUAUUUUUCCUGAAAAGACCGGAGCACGUGAUGGGGAGAACAGGGCUGUCAAAAUGGUUUAUUUCUAUAAAGACCAAGAUACCAUCAGCACAUCUGAAAGGCAUUUGAUCAAAGAGGAGUCAUGGUGUGCAACACUAUCCAGUGAUAUUCUGACAGGACAUAUAUCCACCCUCAGGGAUUCUUUUAAAGCUCAAAUCAACCCAACUUCACAGGAGUUUAGCCUAAACCAAAAACAGACCCGGACCAAUAAUGAAUUGCCUGUAGACAAUGUUAAUAUCCCAAGUCAUAGUACUGCCAUUCCUUCUGUACUAACCUCACCUGCAACAGAAAGUGGCUGUCAUUUAGCUGUAUCUACUAGGCUUAUUCUUCCAGAAUAUUGUGAGUCAGUGAACUUCACCUCUGAUGAAGACUACAAUGUCACUUUAAGACAAAGACUACAGUGCAAAAAAAGGGUAGAUAAAUAUAUACAGCAGUGUCGUGGCUGUUACUCAAGACCUAACCUAAGAAAGUUUGGAAAAUGUUGGAAAGAUCCAUACGCCAAGUGCAAGGAAAUAGGAAUAGAUUUCCACGUUGGAUCUGGAGCGACGCAGAAACUUGAUUUGCAUUUAAUGACAAUUGGUGUCAUGAUUGAGGUGUCUGAAUAUGCUAAAGAGAUUAAUAGAGCUCACAAGCAUGUUAUCUUUGAUAUUCUAGAGUACAAUUUUGAUCUUGGUGUAGAAACUGAAAAAAGAUAUCACUUUUCAAACAAGAUAGAAAAGAAAUGCUGAAAAUGUACCCCAAGAGAACACCUGAUUGGUUAACAGAAGUGUUUGAACUUCCUGAUCCAAAGACAAUUUAAGUAUUGGAAUACUCUCUUAAAUGGGCACGGUCUCAUUUGCAUAACAGCGUGUCAGAAAAUCCGACACCUUUUGACAUCUGCAUAAAAGAGGAGCCUGUUGUGGACCUGAUAGCUCCUCUGCAUGUGACGACUGAGAGCUUCUCUACUGAGACAGAUGUAACACGAUGUGCUGAUGAGACCGCAAUCCUUGACCCUGAAAAUGGACCUAAUGAUAUCUGCACGAGGGAUGAGUCGGGGACCAUCACCACUCAGACAGACAUGACAAUGGAUCAAUCCUUCAUGAUGCCCACAGUAGAAGAAGCAUUGAGGGAACUCUACCCAAUCUGUAAGGAAAAAGGACUUGACCUUGAUGUGAAAUCAAAAUUUGGGAAAAUUGAGAAACUUGACUUGCAUCUAUUGACCAGAGACGUAAUGGUUGAAUUGGCUGAUUUUGCCUCAAAAGUGUGUGGAAAUUGGAAGCAGAUGGUCUGUGAUGUUGCUGAGUAUAAUUUUGAUCUGGAUUUACAAAGUGGGAAAACUGAGCAGGCUGAAGAUAUCAUGAAUAGGUUAAGAGCAGUUUUACAACGGAAGGCAGGUUUAAAUGGUCAGUGGAGAUUUGAACUUGAAAAGGAAGCAUUUUUCUUGAAAAAGUCACGCAAACGCAAGAAUCAUACAGAGAUGUCCAGUAACCAGGUAACUACAGCAUCAUUUGUGCCGAAAUAUCAAAUGAAAGAAGUGUCGAAAAGGAGGAGAUUGGAUUUAAUGAGAAAGAAGAAAGAAAUGGACACGUGCGUAACCAGGGAGACGGAGGGAGGCCAUUUUGAAGUCAGACCAGUAGAAUCUCAUUGUGUCAAGAAGCAGAGAAUCUCUGAAGAGACUGACCUUGCACUUUGUACUGAUGAAACAGAGCAAAUUGUUGUUACCAACUUGGACCAAUCAAAUGGGACGUCUAACACCAAAAAAGGGGUCAAAGAGCGCUACUCACUCUGUGAGGAAAUAGGUCUGGACCUUGAUGUUGCAUUCAAACCCUCUAAAAAGAAACUGGAAUUUCAGUUACUGACAAACGGAGUAAUAUUUGAGGUGUAUAAAUAUGCAAAAAGGUCAGCAGAGUCUAAGAAAGCAAAAGGAUGGGGGUAUAUUCUCUAUGAUAUUCUAGAAUACAAUUUUGAUCUUAGUUUGCAAAAUCAGAGACGCAAUCAAUUUCAAUUACGUAUUUCCCAUAAAGUGCGAAGAAUGGUUCAGAAACAUGGGCAAAAACGGGAACGCAAACAAAUUUCCAAAGAAUUGUUCAUAAUACAGAGUGUGAUUGAGAAAAGCAAAAAAAAAAUGUGCUUUCAGAUUAUUUUCCCAAACAAAAUACGGAACAAGAUGCAAGACUGGUAACCUAUAUCCUCAUCAUGGUAAAGACACUUUCGCUAUGGAGACGGUUGAAAAAAAAUCUCCACUGAUGAGGCAGCGCUGCUUGGCCGGGAUAACCACAAAGUGGUUUAUUUCUGUGAAGACCAAGAUACCGUCAGCACAUCUGAAGAACACUUGAUCAAAGAUGGAUCGACACCCAGUAAUAUUCAGCCAGAAAAUGUAUUCAGCCUCUCACAGUCACCACUAGCAACUGCAGAAAGAUAUUCUUUUGAAAGUCAAGUCAACGCAACUUCACAGAUGUAACCAGAAGGUCACUAUAGCUUCACUUGAGCCAAAAUACCAAAGACUGAAAGGAGAAACAGAAAAGAGGAGAUUUAAUGAGGAAGAAGAGAUAAGUUGACAUGUUUAUAGCCAAGAAGACCAAUGAAAUGUAAUUCUAUAAUAAAUGUAAUUCUAUUCUAUAAUUCUAAGUAGAACCUCAUUGUGAUGAGACAGAGAGCAUCUCUCAUGUUUCAUCCCAGUAGAACCUCAUUGUGACGAGACAGAGAGCAUCUCUGAUGUUUCAUCCCAGUAGCACCUCAUUGUGACGAGACAGAGAGCAUCUCUCAUGUUUCAUCCCAGUAGAACCUCAUUGUGACGAGACAGAGAGCAACUCUGAUGUUUCAUCCCAGUAGAACCUCAUUGUGACGAGACAGAGAGCAUCUCUCAUGUUUCAUCCCAGUAGAACCUCAUUGUGACGAGACAGAGAGCAUCUCUCAUGUUUCAUCCCAGGAAAGGAAAAGCAGUUCCUUUACUUCAAGAAAAUUCUGACCAAGAUCUCAGGGGACAAAAAACAACAGAUGCGAGAUGGAAAUCUCAUCUCGGCCAGGAAAAAGAAUGGAAGAAAAAAACAAUGACCUUCUGACCUGGAAAAGGAGUCGGAGGACAGUGAAAAAGACAGUGUUGAAAUCAGAGCAGAAAGCAGAGAGAACAGAGUUUUGCCUAAAGGUAGAAGGGCUGUUGAGCAGGUGUGGUAGAGAGAAACACACUGAAGCAGUGGAGGAGCUGAAGUCUGGACAGGAUGUAGCCUAACUGUGGAAAAAUUACACAAACUAGCUGAUGCACACAUUACAAAUGACAACAGUUGCAACAAGCUUACUCUGCAUCAAUUGGUCUAUUUGUGCUGCUUGGCCUCCUCGUCUCAGCUGUAGGGUGGAUAGCUCUCUCAAUGCUACAGUGAUCCAAAGGAAUGUGAACGGUUCCUAAUGGAAGACUCAUUUCCUGUCUCCCUGAAGUCAAUAGACUCACAUUCUAUUACUCACUGAGUCAACAAGCCUACCGGAGAUUCAACUCCUUCAUUGUAUUCAUUAGGUAUACUGUAGCAAAAUGUGAAAAUGGUGGACCAAUUAGUAGCCUAGUCUUUUUAGUAUUCAGGGAAAUAAUUGGAAACAUAUAUAUUGUUUGAUUGAUUUGGAUUAAGGGUUUAGUCUUUGAUUUGGAUUAAGGGUUUAGUCUUUGAUUUGGAUUAAGGGUUUAGUCUUUGAUUUGGAUUAAGGGUUUAGUCUUUGAUUUGGAUUAAGGGUUUAGUCUUUGAUUUGGAUUAAGGGUUUUGUCUUUGAUUUGGAUUAAGGGUUUAGUCUUGGAUUUGGAUUAAGGGUUUAGUCUUUGAUUUGGAUUAAGGGUUUAGUCUUUGAUUUGGAUUAGUGGAUUGUGUGGAUUCCCUUGGCCUCCUGUUGGUUAUCUGUUGAUGUCUGGUCUUGCUGUAAAGAGACUGAAUACAGUAUGAUUAUUGCUAGACUUCAUUUGUCUUCACCGUUGAACGUCGUAUCAAAUGACAAGUCAAACUCCACUACUUUUUACAAGCCUCUAUAGAAGAACCUCUGAUCAUUUUUUGUUCGAUAUAAGAAAGCAAACAAGGAUAUAUAUAUUUUUUUUAAUUAAGACUUUUGCAUUGGUGAAAGAACCUACUAUGAUGGAGCAUGUUUUUCUUUUAGAAAAUAUAUUUGGAACUUUUUCGGUGGGGGGUUUCUAGCGAGAUUAAGAAGACCGUACAUCAAGACUUGGUUUACUGCAACCAAUACUUCCUGUUUUGAACAUGAAGUUAUUCUACCAUCAACUGUGAACUGGAAGUGUUUUGUUUGUUUUGAAGAGGACACUUCCGCUAACAUUCUUAGCUGUUUCUCCUCGGAUUAAAAGGUUAUGGGAUGUGUGUUUCCAGUCCUUAAAGCAGCGCGGUCUUAUCCCUUCUCUACUGUUUCAACUCUUCACAAAUGAAAACAUCUCAUCGCCAAAGUGGUAAAGAAGGAGGUCAUCUACAGUAUGACAGGAGCUGUGGCUUGUUCCUUCCAGAAGACUUGAGGAUGCAACUUCUCAGUCGUGAUGACGAGGUGGCCUCUCUGCUGGUGACGACGAGGUGGCCUCUCUGCCGGUGAUGACGAGGUGGCCUCUCUGCUGGUGAUGACGAGGUGGCCUCUCUGCUGGUGAUGACGAGGUGGCCUCUCUGCCGGUGAUGACGAGGUGGCCUCUCUGCCGGUGACGACGAGGUGGCCUCUGCCGGUGACGACGAGGUGGCCUCUCUGCCGGUGACGACGAGGUGGCCUCUGCCGGUGAUGACGAGGUGGCCUUUGCUGAUCCUCUAUUUCCAUACAAGAGGGACAAGAAGUCUGACUCCAUCCUCAACCUGUGGACCGGCUCUGAGGAUGUUGGACACCUUCAGCCACACUGAUUUCCUGUCAGACCGGUUGUCUUUGAACUCCAUGCCAUGUGACUGACUAACCUGAACAUUUACUGCCACAGGAAUACAAUGUUCAUCAGACUCCCCACACGGUGGACAGACUACUCUCUGUCUGGUUGUGAGGUCACAGGAAAUAGACUGAUCUGUUCAUGAGGGACUGUAAGUUGUUGUAACAGAAUAAUACAGGCCAGCUCGUCUUCGUGUCUCUUCUGUUCGGCCUUCUGACACGUUGGUCUCUGUUAGUCUUUGUUCGGUGCUUCAGUUGUCAUCAUGGUGGAGGCAGAAUUCUAACCCUGAUAGAUUAUAGUUGUAAAGUCUUCAGGAUGUAGCCAGUACAUUGAUGUCCACUCUGUAGAUGACAUAAAAGUCCUGGGAGAGGGGACUGCGCUUUCAGGAGAAGAAUAACAGGACCUUGUCCAGAGACAACCCCCAGCCCUUAACCUCCAAGGCACUUGUGUACAGGGAGUUUAAUACAUUAUUUGAUACAAUCAGGGAAUUUGACAUACAGUAUGGAUUACGUUCUGAAUAUUCAAUGAUCAUUAAAUGUAUUUUUGUAAUUUUUUUUCCACAGUAAGUGUUUGGCAGUUGUCAUGGAAACGUUGUGACAUUUUUAACGUGUCUUAUUAAGAGUGGAAACUAUGGCAACUUUACCCUCUGAUAGGCUAGAUCGAAUCAUUUCAGAUCAUUGAACAUUUCGUCUUUCAGAGGGUCAGUUUACCUGAUUAUACCACAGUCUUUGAGUUUUACAUUAAUUCUAGUCUUAUCAACAACAAAACACCACAUCCGGCAUGGGCGCCAGAUUUGUUUUGGGGAAAACGUUUUAAAUUUAUAAAACAUCCUGUAAAUCUA
Salvelinus fontinalis (brook trout) is the source of this 6757-nucleotide messenger RNA. RefSeq lists its product as uncharacterized. The coding region runs from base 2116 to 3219 and encodes 367 amino acids. Lineage: Eukaryota; Metazoa; Chordata; Actinopteri; Salmoniformes; Salmonidae. The transcript is spliced from 4 exons. The record is from RefSeq and is a predicted model, not a curated record.